Messenger RNA from Lucilia cuprina (Australian sheep blowfly), 2475 nucleotides. RefSeq lists its product as uncharacterized. The record is from RefSeq and is a predicted model, not a curated record. The coding region runs from base 1 to 2475 and encodes 824 amino acids. The transcript is spliced from 2 exons. NCBI's taxonomy places the organism in Eukaryota, Metazoa, Arthropoda, Insecta, Diptera, Calliphoridae. Gene Ontology annotation, molecular function: nucleic acid binding.
AUGGCUCCUGUCACCCCGUCUAGUACCAAUCGCACCUAUUAUCUGCCCCACAAUGCGGUCCCCAAGCCUGACAGCACUACUACUAAGUUACGUGUUGUAUUCAAUGCCUCGAAUCCGUCAGCAAAUGGAAACAGUUUGAAUGAUCUUCUCUAUUCCGGUCCCACACUACAGGCUGAUUUGACCAUACUCAUUUCACGGUGGAGACUUUUCAGAUACGUUUUUAAUGCAGAUAUAGAGAAAAUGUAUCGCCAGAUUCUUGUAAACCCCUCUCAGACCUCCUUUCAGCGUAUCAUAUUCCGUAGCACUCCUCAACAUGAGCCUCAAGAUUUUGAACUCAAUACGGUUACUUUUGGUGUAAACUGCGCACCAUAUCUAGCGAUACGCACAUUACUUGAAUUAGCUAACAUCAGCGAACAAUCUAAUCCCUCAGUUUCUGAUAUUCUUCGGAAUUACAUGUACGUCGAUGAUGUCCUCGGCGGAGCUCACACAUUGUCUUCUGCUCUUAAGGUCAGGGACGAACUCAUCGAUGUCCUCAGAUGUUCAGCUGGUUUCUCUCUCCGAAAAUGGACUUCAAACAACGAUUUUUUGCUCCAAGGUCUGUCCCCAAGCCAUCUCCUAGGCGCAGAGUUCCUGAAACUAUCAGACCCUUGCACCACUAAAACUUUAGGCUUACGGUGGAAUGCCGAUUGUGACCAUUUCUACUUCCAACUUAAAAAAUUUCCCGAUAGAAGCUCUACUACGAAAAGAUCUGUCUUAUCUGAAAUCGCUAAACUAUUUAACCCCGCCGGCUGGCUAGCCCCUAAAAUAAUCGUAGCCAAAAUGAUUAUGCAGCAAAUUUGGAAAGACGAGACAAACUGGGAUGAAGAUCUUAAGCCAUCCACACUUCUCCAGUGGCAUGCUUUCUUAGAUGAUUAUUCCGAAAUAGAACGCGUCAAGAUUCCACGAUAUGUCGAUUUCGAUCCAUCAUUUUCCAUCGAGUUACAUGGCUUUUGUGACGCUUCGGAAAAAGCAUAUGCUGCCACAUUGUAUAUACGCGCCCAAAAUUUAGGCUGUGUUUCGUCACACCUCUUAGUCGCUAAAACGAAAAUUGCUUCAGUUAAAUUUGUCUCCCUACCCCGAAAAGAGCUAUGUGGAGCCGAACUUAUGGCCACCAUGAUUGAAAAUGUCAAAUCUCAAAUGAAUCUUCGGAACUGCAAAGUCUUUCUAUGGACCGAUUCAACCAUUGUCUUGGCAUGGUUACAGAAACCUCCUAAUCGUUGGAAAACAUUCGUUGAAAAUAGAGUUUCGUCCAUUAUUGAAAAAGUUGGAAGUCAAUCUUGGUUUCAUGUUGACUCCAAAAGUAAUCCCGCUGAUUUGGCAUCUCGUGGACUCACUGUCGCACAGCUUAUUUCGAAUAACUUAUGGUGGCAUGGUCCGUCAUGGCUUAGACUAUCUCCGGAUCACUGGCCUAGAAAUUCGGCAAAUUACUCGACAGACGAAGAGGUGAAACCUAUUCAUGAUCACCUGUCGCAUAUAACCAAUACUGAUAUCUUGAAUGAUUUCUCAAUUUUUCCCAGAGCUUUGCGCAUUAUCUGCCAAGUGUUCCGUUUUUAUUAUCGUUGCUGCAGAAGAUUGCAUCAUCAACUCGUAACAACUGAUGAGCUAACCCGAGCGGAGUUGGAUCACGCAAAAACUCGAUUAGUAAUUGCCUCCCAGAAGUUAUAUUUUAAGAAAGAAUACGAUCUCCUAUCUCAAGGUCUAGACAUUCCAAAGAAAAGUCAUAUCUUAACUCUAAGUCCCUUUCUAGAUUCUGCAGGUGUUAUGAGACUAAACGGUCGCUUAUCAAACUCUCCAUCGCUAACUUACGAUGAAAGAUUACCGGUUUUACUCCCAUAUCAUGCAUCUUAUACUAGGCUUUUCUUUUCAUACCUACAUAAAUAUUCACUCCAUGGUCAGAAUGCUCUCAUUUCAAAAACGACAGAAAAGCCAACAAAUAAUGGCGGCCUUACCCCCGAAAGGACCACACUCUCCCGUCCAUUCACCAAUACUGGUGUCGAUUUCGCUGGUCCUUUCGACAUCAAAACGUAUGCAGGUCGUGGAUGUAAAGUUACUAAGGGUUACGUGUUAGUUUUUGUCUGUUUCGCUACUAAAGCUAUCCACCUCGAGGGUACAAGUGAAAUUUCAACUCAGGCUUUCUUAGCAGCGUUUGCUCGCUUCUUCUCACGUCGUGGUUCUCCAAGUGCGAUGUACUCGGAUAAUGACACAGCUUUUGUCGGCACUUCCAAUAUCUUAGACUCGCAAUUCCUCUUGCUUUUGCGUCGAAAAUUACUUGAUCAAAAUAGCUUUGUUCUUUUAGACUGGCACUUUAUCCCUUCAGGAGUGCCGCACAUGGGCGGUCUUUGGGAAGCAGGGGUAAAGAGUUUUAAACUGCAUCUCAAACGAAUCUCUCAUAGUCAGAGUUUUACGUACGAAGAAUUCUCCACUAGCCCGCAUUGA